UGUAGUUGAGAUUAUUUAGUUGAGAAUAAAACCUUUUAUUUUAUUAGUCUUUAUUAUAUUAUUGAGUUGAGAAAAAUAUAUAAAGCUAACAAAUCAGAAGUGGGAUAUAUCGAAAAAUAUCUGCGUGAGAAAACCGAUUGUGAAACUGUGAAGAAGAUACAUUGAGAAAACUGAAGAACAUGGCAUAAGACACACCUUGAACUCCAGCAGGCACCCACAAGCGAACGGUAUGGUAGAACGAGUUAAUAAUUCUUUAAUUCCUAUGUUACAGAUGAAUGUUGAAGACAAUGAAGGUAGAGAUUGGGACCAAGUGGUUAAGAAAAUCGAGAAACAGAUGAAUACUUCAGUUAAUAAGACCACAAAUAAAACUCCCUUUGAAGCAUUAUAUGGAUACUUACCUAGAUUCAAUGAUGGACUUAUGAGAACAUUGACAGAAGAAAAUGAACAUUAUAGACCACCGCAAGAAAUCCAAGAAGAAAUUCAAGAGAAGAUUAGGAAUGAACAAAACAAGACCAAAGGCAGAUACGACAAACAUAGACAUGCAGGUAUAAAAUACCAAGUUGGAGAUAUUGUUUAUAUGAAAGCAAAUCGAGCCAGUACAGGAGAAUCUACGAAAUUACAAAGAAGAUUCAAAGGACCUCUAGUGAUUACCCAAGUAUUACCAUCAGAUACCUAUAGAGUGACAAACUUAGAAGACAAACAAGACCAGUCGAGAACUACAGCACAUGUGAGUCAGCUUAAAUUAUGGAAAAACUACGACUGCGAUGAAGAUGUAUGCUACGAUGAAGAAGACGUAGAGAGCGAACAAGAACCAAGGAAGAAGAAAGAAGACCCAGAAGAGAACAAGAAAGUAAACCAAGAUGAAGACCAAGAACCAAAUGAUGACGUACACAGAGGACGAGAAGUUAGAAGAAGAAGACCACCGAAAUAUUUGCAAGAUUAUUCUAUUCAAUAAAUUUUUUAUUAACGUCAGGAUAGGCCGAGUGUUAUAUAGAAAUUCUAAUAAGAAAGAAUAAUUUAUUUUUGUGUUAUGUAAUAUUAAUCGAUGGUCGAGAAGUGAGGUUAGGAUAUUCUAAU
Harmonia axyridis is the source of this 1077-nucleotide messenger RNA. RefSeq lists its product as uncharacterized. The record is from RefSeq and is a predicted model, not a curated record. Gene Ontology annotation, molecular function: nucleic acid binding. Bases 230 to 955 code for a protein of 241 amino acids. Lineage: Eukaryota; Metazoa; Arthropoda; Insecta; Coleoptera; Coccinellidae. The transcript has 2 exons.